GGGCUGGAGCGGGCCCCGCGCCGAAGUGUCGGGGAGCUGCGCCUGCUCUUCGAGGCGCGCUGUGCGGCUGUCGCUGCCGCCGCCGCUGCAGGGGAGCCCCGGGCCCGCGGGGCCAAGAGGCGUGGGGGACAGGUCCCGAACGGGCUUCCACGGGCUCCCCCUGCCCCAGUGAUCCCGCAGCUGACUGUGACAGCCGAGGAGCCGGACGUACCCCCGGCCAGCCCAGGGCCGCCGGAGCCGGAGGGUGGCUGGCUCCCGGCCGCCGGCUCCUCGCACCUGCAGCAGCCGCGCCGCCUCUCCACCUCGUCGCUCUCCUCCACUGGCUCCUCGUCGCUGCCCGAAGACUCGGAGGACGAUCUGCUGAGCGACAGCGAAAGCCGGAGCCGCGGCAACGUGCAGCUGGAAACCAGCGAGGACGCGGGUCAGAAAAGCCACUGGCAGAAGAUCCGGACCAUGGUGAAUCUGCCCGUCAUGAGCCCUUUCAAGAGGCGGUAUGCCUGGGUGCAGCUGGCUGGGCACACGGGGAGUUUCAAGGCGGCUGGCACCAGCGGGCUGAUCCUGAAGCGCAGCUCGGAGCCGGAGCGCUACUGCCUGGCGCGGCUCAUGGCGGACGCGCUGCGCGGCUGCGUGCCCGCCUUCCACGGCGUGGUGGAGCGCGAUGGUGAGAGCUACUUGCAGUUGCAGGACCUGCUCGACGGCUUCGAUGGGCCCUGCGUACUUGACUGCAAGAUGGGCGUCAGGACUUAUCUGGAAGAAGAGCUGACUAAAGCCCGCGAGCGGCCCAAGCUGCGGAAGGACAUGUACAAGAAGAUGCUGGCGGUAGACCCGGAGGCGCCUACCGAGGAGGAGCACGCUCAGCGCGCCGUCACCAAGCCACGCUACAUGCAGUGGCGAGAAGGCAUCAGCUCCAGCACCACUCUGGGCUUCCGCAUAGAAGGCAUCAAGAAAGCGGAUGGCUCCUGCAGUACCGACUUCAAGACCACGCGAAGCCGGGAGCAGGUGAUUCGAGUCUUUGAGGAAUUUGUGCAAGGGGAUGCGGAAGUGCUGAAAAGGUAUCUGAACCGCCUGCAGCAGAUCCGGGACACCCUGGAGGUCUCUGAAUUCUUCAGGAGGCACGAGGUGAUCGGCAGUUCGCUGCUCUUCGUGCACGAUCACUGCCAUCGCGCCGGUGUGUGGCUCAUUGACUUCGGCAAGACCACGCCCCUCCCUGACGGCCAGACCCUGGACCACCGGCGGCCCUGGGAGGAGGGCAACCGUGAGGACGGCUACUUACUGGGGCUGGACAAUCUCAUUAGCAUCCUGGCCAGCCUGGCUGAGAGAUGAGACUGGGUCCUGGUUCUGACAGAUGGACCUGCGGCUGCGUCCACACCAUGCAUGCCAGCCAGAGACUGAAACCCUGAGGUGCAGGGAGGUUCACACGGUUCUGAAGGUCAAGUCCCAACCACUAUGGGACACACUGCACGUGUUGGGGGCUGUCUGCCCUACAAGCCCCAGAGUUCCCAGAACCUUUGGCACUAAUUAACCCAGGGAGAGGGGUAGGGAGGGUGGCCGGGACAAUGGGCUUUUUCCUCAGCCUAGCUCUUUUGAGGCGGCUGUAUAUCUCUCUAGAGAGGCCAGAUAAUGAAUUUUAUUUCACAGGCACUAGAUCUAUUGGUCUAACCUCCCACACUACAAUGGACAGCCUUUGCCAAUAAAACUCAAAGACACCAGCUUUGGUGACUCAGACCUCA
This is a messenger RNA of Suricata suricatta (meerkat), 1730 nucleotides long. It is a transcript of the gene ITPKA, whose product is annotated as inositol-trisphosphate 3-kinase A. Gene Ontology annotation, biological process: inositol phosphate biosynthetic process. NCBI's taxonomy places the organism in Eukaryota, Metazoa, Chordata, Mammalia, Carnivora, Herpestidae. The annotation marks the transcript as partial. Gene Ontology annotation, cellular component: nucleus; cytoplasm. The transcript has 7 exons. The record is from RefSeq and is a predicted model, not a curated record. Gene Ontology annotation, molecular function: inositol-1,4,5-trisphosphate 3-kinase activity; inositol tetrakisphosphate kinase activity.